AUGCUCCAAAGAGCAUACCGUUCUUGGAGUCUGAGCAAGAUAAUGUCACAAUUCUUCCUUCCUUCAAUAAUGCUGCUGACGAUUGCUUGUUUCAUUAGCUCAACAUCAUGCGAUCAUCAAGAUGAGGCAAUGAAGGCCUUUUUCAGGAAAACCGCUGUCCGUGUCUUUAACAAUGUCUCGGGCCUAUUGAUUGUUCGCUGUCAAUCAAAGGACGAUGACAUUGGCGUGCAGACCUUGCGACCUAACCAAAAUCUCACUUGGAGAUUUCGUCCUCACGUGUUCCCAGCCAACACUCUCUUCUUCUGCCAUUUUUAUUGGGGCUUCAAGGAUCAGAUCUUUGAUGUUUACAAUAACUACAUAGAUGACUUCUGUACACAUCGCCACUCCAAAGAUUAUAGUUGCUAUUGGUCUGUAAGACCAGAUGGUUUCUAUUUUAGUGGUACCAACUAUGCAGGGAGUUAUGUCAAAUGGCAUGACUGGAAGAACAGGUCAUUGAUUUGA
Diospyros lotus (date-plum) is the source of this 501-nucleotide messenger RNA. RefSeq names its product S-protein homolog 29-like. The coding region runs from base 1 to 501 and encodes 166 amino acids. Lineage: Eukaryota; Viridiplantae; Streptophyta; Magnoliopsida; Ericales; Ebenaceae. The record is from RefSeq and is a predicted model, not a curated record. The transcript has a single exon.